This is a messenger RNA of Erinaceus europaeus (western European hedgehog), 2948 nucleotides long. Its product is annotated as AP-5 complex subunit beta-1. Gene Ontology annotation, cellular component: lysosomal membrane; ribonuclease H2 complex; AP-type membrane coat adaptor complex. The record is from RefSeq and is a predicted model, not a curated record. Gene Ontology annotation, biological process: endosomal transport; RNA catabolic process. The transcript is spliced from 2 exons. NCBI's taxonomy places the organism in Eukaryota, Metazoa, Chordata, Mammalia, Eulipotyphla, Erinaceidae. Bases 235 to 2865 code for a protein of 876 amino acids.
GUUACCGCGGCGCGGGGCGGGGGGCGCUGCGUGUCGCCGGCCGCGGGAGCAGCUUUGCGCCCCGCCGCCGCCCCGCUCCCCCGCCACCGCGGCCGCGGGGACCGGCGCCACGCCCGAGGCCUCCGGGGUCCCGCUCCCGACCGGCCGGGGUCCCCCGGGGGUGACGCCGCGCCUCGGGCGCCCUCUGGCGGCCGCCGGCUGACUCGCACCUCCGCGGGCCCCGCGGGCCGGACCAUGGGGCCCCCCGGCCGGGAAGCCUGGGCCCAGCGCCUGGCCGCCUUCCGCGCCAGCCCGGCCGCCUUCCUGGCGGGACCCGACGGCGAGGACCUGGGCCGGGCCCUGCUGGACGACCUGCGGAGUGAGAGGCCGAGCGAGCCGACCAAGGUCUCCCUGCUGGCCCUGAGCUUGGAGUUCGCCGCCCAGCUGUGGCCCGACGCCCCGGCGGCAGAGGCAGCCGCCACCUGUCUGCUGGACACCCUGCUGCUUCUGCCCCCGCGGCCCUCGGCCCUGCGCCGGCCGCUGCUGCUGGCGGCCACCACGGUGCUGGUGACGGGAGGCGCGCUGUCCCCCAGCUCGGCGGCCGCCCGCCGCCUGCUGCCGCUGCUGCUGGACUUGGCCGCCGGCCGCGACCCGGGCCGCGGCUUCGGCCCCGCGUCCGAGCAGCGCCCCCUGCAGGCCACGGCGUGCGAGUGCCUGCGGGAGCUGGAGAGCUGCCGGCCCGGGCUGCUGGGGGGCUGCGUGGGGCUGCUGCGGGGCGUGCUGGCGCGGGAGGGCCCGGUGCAGCCGCUCGGCCUGCUGCUGGCCCUGGCCCUGCGCCACGCCUCGGGGAGCCCCACCGGAGCCAGGGCCGCCCUGCGCAGCCUGCUGACCGCCGCAGAGCUGCCCCCCGGGCCCGCCCCCUGCCGCUGGACACUCGAGGAAGAGGACACCGGCCGCCUCCGGCCGCACGCUUCCAGCUGGCCUGAUGCCCAGGCAGGGCCGUGUGGCCUGGUGGCCUUGGAGCCCAGCCCUCAGGAGGCCCGGGAGCUGCGGGCGCUGGUCACCCAGCUGCUGGACGCCUCCUACUUGCUGGCCCCCGCCGCCCAGGCCCAGCUCCUGUGGCUGCUGGGCUGGGCCCUGCGUGGCCUCCCGGGCCCGCCGCCCGCGCUCUUCAAGCCGCAGCUGGUCCGCCUGCUGGGCACCGCGCAGGUGACGCUGCUCCACGCCGUGCUGGGGCUCAAGGCGGCCUUCGGGGAGGCGCUCUUCACAGCCCAGGACGAGGCCCUGCUGCUCCGCAGGUUGGCCCUGGCCGCCCAGCACCCCGCCCUGCCCUUGCCCUCGCAGCUCUUCUACCUGCACUGCCUCCUGCGCUUCCCUGAGAACUGCCCACUGGGCCCCGCUGCUAAGGAGGCCCGGCCGCCGCUGCUGCUGUCCGCCCCCCUGUGCCGGGGCCUGCUGCCCAGCCUGCUGCAGGAGCCCCCCGUCCUCCUGGCCCGCCUGCGCCUGCUCUGCCUGCUGUGCGCCGAGGGUGACGGGGAGGAGCCCGGCCCGAGCCCCCUGCGCUACCUGGAGAUGCUGCUGGCCGGCCUGCGCCAGAGGGCGGCCCUGGACGGGGCCCCUCGGGCCUCAGCUGCGCUCUGCUUCCAGGCCUCCUACCUGGCGGCCGGCGGCUUGGCCGGACAGUCCCCCACGCUGUCCACCUUGACCCACGGGCUGGCCUGGCUGUACCGCACCCGGCCGGCGCUGGCCCCCCACUUUGUGGACCUCUUGAACAAGGUGGGCCCCGAGCUGGGGCCACCCCUCAGGGGGGUGCUGCGGCAGGAGGUGCUGAGCCAGCCUGGCGGCGGGGAGACCCUCCGCUGGCACCUGCAGAUGCUGGCGGAGGUGGUGACCGCGGAGGCCCAGGGCGCCAUCCUGCAAUUCCUGCGGGCGGCCGCCCCCCACUGCGCCGACUGGGGCCUCCAGCAGGCGCUGCUGAGGGUCUGCCGGGUCCUGCUGCGUGGCGGCGUCGGGGGCGGGGGCCUGGCCGACCUGCUGCAGGUGCUGGCCUCCCAGCUGGGGGACCCUGAUGCCCGGGACCAUGCCCGCCUCUACUACAUGCUGCUGGCCCACCUGGCGGCCCCCAGGCUGGCCUCGGCCCUGGCGCCCUCACUGGCCGCCCCAGCGCUGACCUCGUCGCUGGUAGCGGAGAACCAGGGCUUCACCGCGUCCCUGAUGAUCCAGGAGGCCCCGGCGCCGCUGCGGCUGAGCGUGGGGCCUCGCAGGGCCGGGGGCCCCACACCCGCGCUGCAGCUGCUGGUGGAGGCGCUGGAGCCCGCCUUCUCCCUGGAGCUGCGCUUCAGCGCCCCGGGCCAACUCUACGGCCCCCUGCGGGCCCUGCACGUGCCCUGCCUGCACCCCGGCCGCCCUGCCGGUCCCCUGCACCUCCCCCUGCAGCCCCGCCGGCCUGCGCCCGCCAGCCUGGACGUGCAGGCCCUCUACACCACACCGUCCGGCCACACGCGCCACGCCUGCCUGCCUCCCCUGCCGGUGGGCCUGGCUGACCUCUUCCUGCCUUUCCCGCAGCCCCCUGAUGGCUCAGGACCCCGCUUCUUUGAGGAGCUCUGGGACGCCUGCCUGCCCGGGGGCGCCGAGAGCCGCCUGUGGUGCCCGCUAGGGUCACAAGGGCUGGACGCCUGGGUGGGCUGCCACCUGCAGCCAUUUGUGGUGGCAGCCCGGCCCCCCACCAGCUACCACGUGGCCAUCCGCCUGCCCCCCGACUCCAGGCUGCUGCUGCGGCUGGAGGCUGCCCAGACUGAGGGGGUGCCGGUGGCCCUGCGGACCGACAACUGGGCCGUGCUGCCCCUGGCUGGAGACUAUCUCCGGGGUCUGUCGCCUGCGGCCUGAGUCGCUGGACAGCGGGGGUUGGGGUCUUCCAGCAGAGCUGUGAGGGCUCCGUACUUCCUUCCUUAAAGUUUUUCUGCUCACCA